Molecule: messenger RNA, 961 nt
Organism: Helicoverpa armigera (cotton bollworm)
Lineage: Eukaryota; Metazoa; Arthropoda; Insecta; Lepidoptera; Noctuidae
Exons: 4
Coding region: 331-927 (198 amino acids)
Source: RefSeq, a predicted model, not a curated record
UUUUAUAUUUUUUUACUAAAGAAAGAUUCGCCUAUUAAAGACUCGGUAGGUAACUACUCAUACCGAAUUUGAUAAUAAGAGCCAAAUGUUAGGUACCACUUCACUAACGGUACUCGUAACACAAUGGUAUUAGGUAUGCUACCAAUACAACUUUUUCAUAAUUUACAAACAGGCUGAUGUAACCAUUUAUAUUGUUGCUUAAGUUGGGCAAAAAGUGUACCAUUUCCCCUCUUGGGGCAAUGUUUUGUAAAUACGUUGUAGGAACAAAUCACAUGUUUUUUCUUCCUUCAUAGAAGUCGUAGUCGCAAGUGGUCGUGUUUAGGACCUAGAAUGAUUUUUCAAAAAUAUAUUCCAGUUAAUGUGAUUUUUACAUUGUUAUUCGUUGCGGUUGUUCAUGGUGCUAAAAAUUCAGAUGAAUAUAACGGCGGUCAGAAUAAACCAGAUAUUGCUAGACAGGGGAAAACAAAGAAAGCUCUUAUGACUCAGAAAACAGCAACAGGGACAUUCUCAAAUGUAAUAACUCAAAUACAGAACUUGCCGACGAUGGAUCUCGGCAGAAAGUUCCGGACGCCGUGCAAAACUGGUAAUCGUUGUGGAAAGGUAAUCAGAAGACUGAUGGUGCCAAAAUUGGCGCAGCUAGAGAACACGAUAAUGGGCAUCAUGAAAGAGUUGGCAAAGCUGCCUCCUGGCUCCCGACUCCCCGACAAGUUCACGAAGACAGAACCCAUUAAGUUGCUGUUGGAUCAAAAUUAUAAGGAGGAUGUAUGCAUGGACAAGCUGGAGUCUUGUCUGAAAGAAGAUAAGCGGAGGAAGCGAAUCCUGAAGAAGUUAUUCUUCAAGAAGUAUAACUCUCUGCGACAAGACCUCAUUGGCUACGGAGGACGAAGACUGUGGGGCGGCGAGGGCAACCUUUUCUAUAGGAAAUAAAUGUAGUUUAUAUAAUAAUAUAGUUAAUUAUAAU